Molecule: messenger RNA, 531 nt
Organism: Penicillium longicatenatum
Lineage: Eukaryota; Fungi; Ascomycota; Eurotiomycetes; Eurotiales; Aspergillaceae
Product: acireductone dioxygenase (Ni2+-requiring)
Exons: 3
Coding region: 1-531 (176 amino acids)
Molecular function (GO): acireductone dioxygenase [iron(II)-requiring] activity
Source: RefSeq, a predicted model, not a curated record
AUGAAGGCAUACUGGUACGAUAACAAGCCGGGCGACCAGCGCGAGCCCCACGACUCCGGUCGUGCCGUCUCUGAAGAGGUCCUUGCCAAGCUUGGUGUUCUGUACAAGCACUGCCCAACGAUUGAGCACGUUGACAGCAUUGCGGCUGAGCGUGGCUACAAGAACCGUGACCAGGUUUGCGUCUCGCCUCAGAGUAUGGGCGAUGUGUAUGAGGAGAAGGUGAAGACUUUUUUCGCGGAGCAUCUGCACGAGGACGAGGAGAUUCGCUAUAUUCUUGACGGUGAGGGAUACUUUGAUGUCCGUGGUCAGGAAGAUGAGUGGAUUCGGAUCGACCUGGUCAAGGACGAUAUGAUUAUCCUCCCUGCCGGUAUCUACCAUCGGUUCACGACCGAUGAGAAGAACUACGUCAAGGCUAUGCGUCUCUUCCAGGAGGAGCCUAAGUGGACACCGCUCAACCGUGGUGCUGAGGUUGAUGUGAAUCCUUACCGCCAGCAAUACACGGGCACUUUCCUGCAGUCGGCUGCCGCAUGA